AUGCAGAAAGCAGGGCGAGUUAACACGCUCUUGCGGCACGUGAAGGCCUUGGACAGCACACCGGACCUCGAGGACCUGGCCCAACGCGCCUGGCCCGACAACUCCGGCUGCGGGACCACCUGCGGCUGCAGCUCUUCGCUUUCGGCCAGCGCCACCGCCGCACCUGCCCCGGCACUGAAGGCCGAGACGCCACUAGCGGCGCUGAGUUGGCCCAGAGGCAACCCUGUUCAGCAGCCGGAGAUCGUGACGGCUGAGGACUUCAUCGAAUCCCUCCGGGGUCGAAACUUGAAGGUGAUCCUCCAAGGCGAGCUGAUCUCCGAAUUCGUGGACCACCCGAUUGUUUGGCCGUCCGUCAACGCAAUGGCUGAGAGCUACCGGCUGGCGCAGGAGAAUCCAGAGCUAGGUGCGGCCAUUGGCUUCAGCGGCUACAGGAUGAGCAGGUUUCUUCACAUCUGCGAGUCGGCCGACGACCUCGUUCUGCAGUCGCAGAUGCAGCGCGAGCUCGGGCGCCGCACAGGCACCUGCUUCCAGCGGUGCGUCGGCCAAGACGCCUCAAAUGCCAUGUGGUCCACGACGUACGACAUCGAUCAGAAGUUCGGCACGAACUACCACCAGCGCUUCCAGGACUUCAUGAAGAUGGCACAGAGCAAGAACUGGGUUCUGGGUGGCGCGAUGACUGAUGUAAAAGGCGAUCGCAGCUUGAAUCCCUCACAGCAGGAGGACCCCGACCUCUUCGUGCGCGUCGCAGAGCGGAGGCCCAACGGCGGUAUUGUCCUCCGUGGCUGCAAAGCCCACCAGACAGGGAACCUCAACUCCCAUUGGAUGAUCCUCAUGCCCGGGAGCAAGAUGGAAACUGCUGACAAGGACUACGCCGUGUCCUGUGCGGUACCAGUGGAUGCUCCGGGCAUCACAUACAUCUAUGGCCGUCAGAGCUGCGACUUGCGGGCCAUGGAGCCUGGCGACAUCGACCAGGGCAAUGCGAAGUUCGGCGGACAGGAGACCAUGACAAUUUUCGAGGAUGUCUACGUGCCACCUGAGUCGCGACCUCUGCUUCUGGCGAGAUGUUGGGUGCGGGGCUUCGGGGUUGUCUGGGACGGUUCAAGGUAUCUGAGCGAUCAGGGUCCGGACGUGUUCCCAUCAGACAUGGCCACGUGGGUUUACAACUUCGGUGAUGGCGAGGCCGACGGCCGAGCCGAGAUGAAGAACUUGCUCGGCGGCAAGGGUGCCAACCUGGCGGAAAUGGCUUCCACCGGGCUGCCGGUGCCUCCCGGGUUCACACUCACGACGGAGGUCUGUACGCACUUCUAUCAGAACGGUUGCAACUAUCCCAAGGAGCUCAACAAGCAGGUCGAGGAGGCACUGGCUUUGGUCCAGAAGCGCACCGGCCGUGUUUUUGGCGACUCCACCAACCCGCUUCUGGUCUCAGUCCGCUCCGGGGCGCGUGCGUCCAUGCCAGGAAUGAUGGAUACCGUGCUUAACCUGCGUUUGAACGAUCAGACGGUUGAAGCGCUAGCAAAGAAAUCUGGCGACCGCCGCUUUGCCUUCGACAGCUACAGGCGCUUCGUUCAGAUGUACUCAGACGUGGUCCUUGGCAUCGAGAUCAACCACUUUGAGAAGCACCUGGAGCGUGCGAAGGAGAAGCGCGGUGUGAAGCAGGAUUGCGAGCUGCUUGUUGAUGACUUGGAGAAGUUGGUGAAAUCGUACAAAGCCGUGGUGCAGUUGGAGCUGGGCGAGGAGUUCCCCGAAGAUCCGAAAGCCCAGCUGUGGGGUGCCGUUGGUGCAGUCUUCAACUCCUGGAUGAACCAGCGAGCCAAGACAUACAGGCAGCUGCACGACAUCCCGGAGUGGUGGGGCACCGCUGUGAACGUCCAGGCCAUGGUCUUCGGCAACAUGGGCAACGACUGUGCCACAGGCGUUGCCUUCACUCGUGACCCCUCUACGGGAACCAACGAAUUCUACGGUGAGUUCUUGGUGAACGCGCAGGGCGAAGAUGUGGUUGCCGGAAUCCGCACACCGCAAGAGCUGACGAUCAAGGCCCGCAAGUCCCACGGUUCGGACCUGCACUCCUUGGAAGAGGUUAUGCCACAGAUUUUCAAGCAGCUGCUGUCGGUGCGGAGUCAGCUUGAGACCCACUACAAGGACAUGCAAGAUAUCGAGUUCACGAUACAACAAGGCAAACUCUACAUGCUGCAGACGCGCAACGGAAAGCGCACGGCUCCAGCUGCGCUGAAGAUUGCCGUUGACAUGGCCCAGGAGGGCUUGAUCUCCAAAUCCCAAGCCAUCCUGAGCUUGAAGCCUGACUUGGUGGAUCAGCUGCUUCACCCGACGCUGGACCCGAAGGCUAAGAAGGAGGUGAUCGCCAAGGGCCUUCCUGCCUCUCCCGGUGCUGCGGGCGGCAAGGUUGUCUUCUCUGCUGACGAAGCGGUGCGACGGUGCAAGGAUGGCCACAAGGUGAUCCUGGUCCGCAUCGAGACCAGCCCGGACGACAUCCACGGCUUGCACGCAGCGGAGGGAGUCCUGACCACCCGAGGUGGCAUGACAAGCCAUGCCGCCGUGGUCGCCCGUGGGAUGGGCCGACCCUGCGUGGCGGGGGCGGGCGCGAUCACCGUAGACUAUGCCGCGGCGAAGCUCACCGUUGGUGCCGUGACGGUUUCAGAGGGCCAGAUCCUCACCAUCGAUGGAAGCACAGGAGAGGUCAUUGUGGGCGAAGUUCCCACGGUGCUUCCACAGCUGUCUGGAUCCUUCGGGACCAUCAUGGCGUGGGCGGAUGAGUUCCGGGACAUGAAGGUUCGCGCCAAUGCGGAGACCCCAGCCGACGCUCGACAAGCCAAGGAGUUCGGCGCGGAGGGCAUCGGUCUUGUGAGGACGGAGCACAUGUUCUUCGAAGGUCAGCGCAUUGUGGCCAUGAGGCAGAUGAUCUUGGCCACUGAUGAGAGCGAUCGGCGACAGGCGCUGGAGAAGCUCUUGGUCAUGCAGCGUGAUGACAUCACCGAAUUGUUCAAGAUUAUGGACGGAAUGCCCGUGACGGUGCGCUUGCUGGAUCCUCCACUGCACGAGUUCAUCCCGCACACGGAAGCCGAGAUGGCACUGGUGGCGAAAGCUGCGGGCGUUCCCCUGGAGCGGGUUCGCAGGCGUGCUGCAGAGCUGCAGGAGGCCAACCCCAUGCUGGGCCAUCGCGGCUGCCGACUGGCCAUCACCUACCCGGAGAUCUGCGAGAUGCAGGCGCGAGCAAUCUUCGAAGCCGCAGCCGAGGUCGGCCGAAGCUCCAAGAAGCUGCCGGUGGCAGAGGUCAUGGUGCCACUUGUGGCAACCACCGAAGAGCUGAAACUGCUGAAGGGCAUCAUCGAGAAGACGGCAGAUGCGGUGAAGAAGGAGCAGGGAAUCACCUUCAGCUACAAGGUGGGCACCAUGAUUGAGCUUCCACGCGCAGCCUUGCAGGCCGGAAAGUUGGCAGAAAUGGCGGAGUUCUUCAGCUUUGGCACCGAUGACCUCACGCAGACCACCUAUGGCUUGAGCCGUGAUGAUGCCGGGUCCUUCUUGCCUGAAUACAAGGCCAAGGGAAUCGUGGAGACGGAUCCUUUCGUGUCCCUUGAUCCCGACGGUGUCGGCGAGCUGAUCACCAUGGCAGUGGAGCGCGGUCGCAGCACCAGGCCUCACAUGAGGAUGGGCAUCUGUGGUGAGCACGGCGGCGACCCUGCCUCCAUCGAGGUCUGCGAGCGCAUCGGCCUGGAUUACGUGAGCUGCUCGCCUUUCCGCGUGCCGGUCGCCAGGCUGGCUGCCGCUCAGUCUGCCUUGAAGAUCAAAGGCCAGCAGGCCAAGCAGAGCUCCACGAAGGCCACCAAGCCCCGGGUACAAAACUUCGGGCCGUGGUGA
Messenger RNA from Symbiodinium sp. CCMP2592, 3873 nucleotides. NCBI's taxonomy places the organism in Eukaryota, Dinophyceae, Suessiales, Symbiodiniaceae. The record is from the annotation of a GenBank genome assembly.